This is a messenger RNA of Culex pipiens pallens (northern house mosquito), 2577 nucleotides long. RefSeq lists its product as uncharacterized. The transcript has 3 exons. The coding region runs from base 1659 to 2135 and encodes 158 amino acids. Lineage: Eukaryota; Metazoa; Arthropoda; Insecta; Diptera; Culicidae. The record is from RefSeq and is a predicted model, not a curated record.
GAGCACUUGGUGACACGAGUGGGAAAAGCACGAAAACGUUCUCCUCUUUGUCACGCACGUCCAGUUGUUGGUGUAUUGGUGAGAAGCUUCGAUCGCUGUCAUAUUUACUCUCUGGAAAUGCGUCAUUCAUGUUCUGAUAGAAAGGGUAUCAUGCAACGUAGCAAGUCCAGAAUGACAUUUUUUGAAGCAUUUCUUCCUGUGCGUGUACAAUUCUUGAUUUUCAACGACUUUGUUUUGCAAAUGGGAGCUGAAUUGGUUCAAAAACUUCAAGGGUUGCUAAGUGCAACGCGGCUUAACCCAUCCCACCGAGUGCCAAGAAUGUGCCAUUUCCCACUUGACAGUCAACUGCAACCUGCAUCACUACUCGCUAAGCUUUCCGGAUUUCCGGCGCGGAAUGUCGGUAGAUAAUCUCGGCUCAAAGAUCACGCAGCAGAUAGUGGAAAUCCCAGUGUUUCGCUCGAUGCUCUACGAUGCGCGCGUUAUCACGAGCAAUUCAUUCAGCAAUUAGGUCCAUCUAUGUCCAGCUACUGGCCGGGAGCACGCCCCUUCCGCGUGAAGUGAUAGAGAAGCUGUACGGUGGAUUGUUCACGGUGGUGAAACGUCGCGAUGACGUCACCAAGUCACGUAUUCGUGACGUCACGGCAGGUGUUCACGGGAUUCAUUCGAGUCUGAUAAAGAAUCACCAUAAUAGAAGGAGUGAGCUUAUCAGUGGCGCGCCGCCGUCUUUUUUUAUCGUUGAGAGAUAAUCAGCUAUAGUGUGGCGCUUUGAAGGCGUGAUUUACUAAACGGUCAUGAUGAGCUGGUCGUUUACUAUACCAGUACUGCGAUCAUGAUCAUCGUCACUAUAGUGAUGAUAAGCGAUCUUCGGUCAGUGACAUGGCGCCAAUCUGCACACUCUCACAAGUUGAUUCGAAAUAGUAAACAGCUAUCACAAGUCAAGGAGAAGUGUGCCAGGUCAAUAGUAGGACUCAAUAACAGCUUUAUACAUUUUUUCGAAAAAUAACUCCUUCGUUGGUAACAAAGCGUUCGCCAAAAAUUACCAUCGAGUGGAAAUUUACCAAAAUUCUUCCAAACCCCCUCGUGUGAUGAUGAUGCAAUUGAUGGUGAUAAUAAAGGGCAAUCAAAUUUACGACCCAUAUUAGUGAAAACAGGUCCCACGGAAAGAAGAAUCUCGCACUUGGCUACAGAGAGCAAACGGUUACUGAAAGCUGUCGCAAAGUGUGUCAAGUUUACGUCUUCCUUAUCGGUGCCCCGUUGCACAGCCCCAGGACAUCGGGAGAUCAUGUUUUGCCGCCACGUGGUCAACAACACGUGCCUGAAUGGGAACAAGGAAAGUGCAUGACUUUCUCAUCGCACUGCGGAAUUUCAUCAUCGCGUCUGUCCAAGAUCCGCUUCGGCGAUCAUGAGAUUCACUCGUGGGAAUCAGAAUCCACCUCCGCACAAGGGUAAAGUCCGCUCGUGUCGUUCAGUCGGGUCAUAUGAUUGUGACGUCCGCGGGGAGUCAACAGCUGGUCCGCUAUCUCCGACGGGAAAGAUUUUUAUGACCGUGCCAAAAUGCUUCAAUAGACACAAUAGAUAAUCUAGCCCAUAUCGUCGACUUUCGGUCAAGUACUUAAUAACCGGUAGAAUUGCUUGAUUGUGCCGCCACCGUCCAGCGAAUGCCAGCUGGGGCUUGUGCCAGAAUUUUGUUAUUUGUUUUCAUGCCGUUGAAACCCUCCUCAAACAGCUGUUUGACUAUAAGCGCUUGCGGUAAGCCCCAACCGGCCUCCUGCCGUCCACUGAGACUGGCGAUCCUGACGGUUUGUCUACUGGCGGUGCUGAGUCAGGUCUCGGCCAGACCUUCGGACGUUACCAAGCCAGAGGAGGUGAUCAGCAGUACUAGCAGUAGCAGUAGCAGUCCAGCAUCCACCGUUCUCAGUCACAAUCUGAAGCGUCGAUCGGCGGAAGAGGAUUACGACGACGAGGUGGAUUACGAGCGCGUUAAGCGUUGUCAUGAAGACGAGGACGUCAACGAACUGUGCCAGCGCUGCUCGAAGGUGACAAAGUCGUCGAUCGUGUUCCCCAUGUGCUGUAGUAACGAGGACGAGACGAUGGAUUGGUGCAAAGCUUACGUCUACUAUGGGAUACAAAACUGACAAUUCUCAGUCCCCGAGCACACUACUUGCUAAGCUAGCUUAAAUAGCCAAUAGUAUUUAUUAUUGUGUCAGCGUCCUUCCAUUCGUCAAAUCAUCCACACCUGUUUGUAUUUCCAUCUAGAAGAAGAAGUAAUUUAUUUCGCCGUAUCUACUUAAACAUUAAAGAUUUGAGAUAAAAGACUGUGAUAGACUAGCCAGCAGGCUCGUAGGCCGAACCGAACAAUCAUAAAGACUAGAAAGAAAAUCAUGUCUAAUAGUGAAAGACAAUCGAAUAGAGAAUUUUAGUAGGCAGCUUCCAAAUGGGCCCUCGGUUCUAGUGUAGCGCAGCAAUGCAUCUCAACGUUCCUGCAUUGGAACAUCUCUCAGCUAAGAUACCACCAGGUAAAAGAAUAUAAAAGUUUAAAGCAAAUGUUCAAAUAUAUAAUCAAUAUUGCAAUUCAAA